Solea senegalensis (Senegalese sole) is the source of this 2833-nucleotide messenger RNA. It is a transcript of the gene nudt9, whose product is annotated as nudix (nucleoside diphosphate linked moiety X)-type motif 9. The record is from RefSeq and is a predicted model, not a curated record. Lineage: Eukaryota; Metazoa; Chordata; Actinopteri; Pleuronectiformes; Soleidae. Gene Ontology annotation, molecular function: ADP-ribose diphosphatase activity. The coding region runs from base 44 to 1096 and encodes 350 amino acids. The transcript is spliced from 8 exons.
GGUUACUGUCAGCGCGCAGCAUGUAUUGGUUUUGCGUAAAAGAAUGGUUUAUUUCCUUCUGCGACCCAACUGGAUCCGCCAGAUUCGCGUUGCGCUCACUCUCUUCGGACUUCCUUACGCCGUCUGCUCCGCCGGAGUUGGGUCUGCUAUUUCCUGCUCAUCUUCUCACCCUUUCAGAACCAGUCACGCGAUCAGGACAAUCUCUUCCAGCUGCUGUUACCGCUACAUGACCAGUGUCUGCACAAUGCCACCCUCAACAGUGCCUCAUAAGAACUCCAGAUGCCUGGAGUACCCAGGAUCCAAAAUCAAGCGCUUCCCAGUGCCUGAUGCCAAUGUGGACUGGAGUCAGAACUGGCCACAGUAUAAACCAGUCAGUCACUCUGACCCUGUACUAGCAAAGAAACCAGCAUGGGCAGACCCUGAUAUUGGUUCUUUCAGUCCAAAUUUCAACACUGUGGAUGGUGCCGUGGACAGGACAAGCUUUGAGGGCAAAUACAAGGUGGAAAAGGAAAAGCCACUGAAUCCUCGUGGACGUACGGGGUUGACUGGUCGAGGUCUGCUGGGGAGAUGGGGACCCAAUCAUGCAGCUGAUCCAAUCGUCAGCAGGUGGAAAGUAGAUGCCAAAGGAGCCAAGAUACAUCACCCAGUGUCCAAACGGCCUGUCCUGCAGUUUGUGUCCAUCAAGAGGAAGGACUGUGGAGAGUGGGCCAUUCCUGGGGGGAUGGUGGAUGCAGGGGAGCAGGUUUCGCUCACGCUGCAACGGGAAUUCUCGGAAGAAGCGUUGAACUCCCUGUCAGUGUCGCCCUCGGAGAAAGCAGAAAUCCACAAGCGUAUUAAUAAACUCUUUAAAUCGCCAGGGUUUCAGGUCUAUAAAGGGUACGUGGAUGAUCCUAGAAACACUGACAAUGCUUGGAUGGAGACGGUUGCAGUCAACUUUCAUGAUGAAUCGGGCGACAGUGUGAGUGAGCUGCCGCUACAAGCUGGUGAUGACGCAGGACAAGUCCAAUGGGUUGAUGUCGACUCGUCUUUGGCCCUCUAUGCGAAUCACUCACAUUUUCUGGAGCUGGUUGCCAAAGAGAGGAAAGCCCACUGGUAAACAAACCAAGACUCUAAACCUAAAGAGCAUUAUUCCUCUCUCUGUGUGGAGAGCACUUGUGUAAUUAGAAUGCAUGACACACGGAAUUAUGUACCUCACUAAUUUAAAUAUUAUCAAUGCACUUGUUAUAAUGAAAGCCAAAUGCGCAUCUUAUUACUGUGAACAAUGUGGCUAUGCAGAUCUACUAUUAAUAUAACAGAACUUAUAAAAUAAAUGUAACUAGAUGGAUCAAUCAAAGCUGAGCAGAGCAGAAAAGAGGGGAGGAAAUAAAAACAAAAGACUGAAACAAGGAGACUUUAAAAAUGCAAGGUGCAGAUUAUGUUAAUCAAUUCAGUGAUGACAAGGAUUUAAUGAACCCUGUGAGUUCUUGAAGUACAAACCCCUAUGAGCUGUUGAUAGUAACACAUGCUACAUGAAUGUUAGUGUGAAAAGAGAACAAUCUUUUUUUUUUGUUUACAUGUCAAUCAAAUAUGAAGAUGUACUGGGAAAGCAGUGCAAAGAGGUUGAGCUGAAGCUGCAGGACAAAUGGAGUGGUGAUAAUGAGUGGAAGCAAAAGGCCAUUUCACGUUCAAUAGCUCCGCCUUUCCAAAUGUUCGCUUAAAUAUGUGUCAUUUCUCUGGUGAGCAUCUCAUUUUCUAUGAGAAUGUCACAUUAAGUGGCUUGCAUCUGUUAGGAUUACUAAUCCAACACUUCUGUCAGCAAAUGGCUGUCAGCAACAGAUAACCAAACAUAAAUUUGUUUUAAUAAUAUCUACAUGUGACAGUGUACCCUGCCCUUUGCCCUAUAUAAACUAGGAUUGGCACUGCAGCCCUGUGACCCUAAUAUAUAAAGCAGUAGACAAUGAAUGAAUGAAUAUCUACUUGAGCUAAUGUAUCCCAUGUUUCAGCAAGCUGAAUUAAUUGAUUUCAAACACAAAAAAAAAUCACAAAUUCUAUUUCUUUUUAUUUACUCUAAUCAGACCAGAACAUUUAUCUGUACAAUAUGAUAUUCCGCUGUUUUCAGGUUUGAUACCAGAAGCAUUGAGUGGGGAAAUUCUACUGCUGAAGUGACACUAUAUAGUAUAAUCUUUUAUCUCUCCACUCGACACCCCGUGCACCCAAGCCACUUACUUGCUAAAGUGGACCAUUUACAGUAUAGGAGCACUUAUUAGAGUGUUAGUGUUUUUGUGAAAAUCAUCUAAUCGCCGGCUUUAAUGUCCUGAACAGUUUUAUUGUUCCUCUUCCUACUUUAAUUUUCACUUGUGGGUCGUACAAAACAAAAAGAAAUCAAAAAAAUAACAGGAUGAGUCAGAAUCACAAUACUUGGGCUAGGUUGCAGUUGCUCCAUCAAGAAUCAAAAUAUCAUGCUGAGAAUAGAAAGCAAAGGUAUGCAUUUACCAAAAUUGAGAUUAAAUAGCAGCAUGGAAUAUAAACAUGACAAAAAGACUGUAUGUUCCUUGCCCUGUAACGUAUGAAUAAUGUGCACCAACAAAAUUAAUAAAGACAUGGGAAACCUUUACUCCUGAGUUUGAAUAGUAAAUCAUUGUCAAUCAGUGUUAAUAGGAUUUGGACAUUUUCCCUCACAAAUGUAUUUCACUUUGUACUGUAUUUAUCGUCGUACAGCGUAAGUAACAUUAGCUGUUACGGCUAAUGGCUCGCGGUUGUUGUAGUCGAAGAAGAAAUCACAUGUACAGUACAUCUUAAAGCCCUUAUAAUAUACCAUGAAAUGCUCCACAACUAAUAAAAUGCACUUAUUUCA